This is a messenger RNA of Vitrella brassicaformis, 789 nucleotides long. Lineage: Eukaryota; Vitrellaceae. The record is from the annotation of a GenBank genome assembly.
CUACCCUGUAGCAGAAUGCCUCUGCCUGACGAGCUCCCAGAAAUGUUCGAUAGGCAUGUCGAGGUUUGGUGUCUCAUCAGGGAUGUCCUCGAUGACCAAGCUCAAGUGCUCGCGGGCCAGCCUUAGGAAGUUGCCCAUUCGGUAGCCCUCCCUCCUCAGCCGGUCCCAUCCACGCUCCAUAGCCUUUUUCAGAGUCUCGUCCUUGACCCUCAUGGCGACAAAUCGCUCUUUGAGAGCAUCGGCAAGGUCUCGGGGAAUCGCAUGCUCGCCCACCUUCAGACCAGCCUCUGCAUCCUGUGGGGACUCAUGUCUCCGUUUUCCCCGACCAAUUGGCACAGCAGCAGCAGCAGCAGCGGCAGCUGCGGCAGGCAUUGGGUGGUCUGGCUCAGGCUGGGGCUGAAGCGGGGCAUCACGCAUUUGGUCGUCUGUGUCGGGCUGAAUGUUGGGCAGGGGAGGGAGGUAUGGGGGAGGCAUCGGUAUGUUUUCGGGAAUCACUGGUGGCGGAGGGGCAUUCGGGUGGAGGAGCGGUCCGUGUUCGCCCGGCGAAGGGACGAUUGGUGGCAGUAUUGCACGGCCGACCGCUUGCAAUGCAGGAGGCGGUGGAGGCGGGGCAGGUGCUGCUGCUGCUGCAGCUGCUGCAGGUGGAGAACCUCUCGCCCCUCCUGCAGCCUGACGAUUCCUCAGACCUCUCACCCGCAGUAAGGGCUCGCCUCGACGAUUUAAACCGUCCAGACGUGGCGGGAGUCCAAGCUCACUUCGCCAGUCUUCAGCCUGUUCCCGCCUGUUCAU